CGCCCGCGGGGAGAGCAGCGCCGCGGGCCCCGCGCGCACCGGCCCCGCCGAGCCCGACCCGGGCGGCCGCGGCUGCUAUGCGGCUUCGCGGCGCACGGCCUGUACCGGGUUUGUGCCGACGCCUGCCGGACACUGACCCAGCUGAGGAUUCAGGACACCGACUGUGAGCAGGGGACCCUGAGGCUGCCACCCCCACAAAGUGCCAGGUCUGCAAGGGAAAGGGUGAUGCGCCCAGCUCCAGCUGCUGCCUGCUGAGCUUGAGGAGGAGUUUUGGAGACUACCUGGGACGCUCCCCCCAACAACAGCAGCACCCCAAUCCCAACGGGCAGCGCUGAGCCCGCCACACACCGCAGCCUUUACGCCAAGGAGACGUCGGACCAAGCCUGAGAGGGGUCAAGGGGCACAUUAUUCUUUCCCCCGGUGUCAAUUCCUGCCCUGACACCCCGACGGCACUGCCCUCACCCCCCGGCAGCCCCUUCCAGGGCUGCCUCUCCCUGGCGCUGCCCAGCCUUGGCCCCCAGCCCCGCUGGAGCGCGGCAGCCUGCCGGGCGCUGCCCCCCGGGCACUGCCCCCCGGGUGCAUCGCCCCCCGCCCGCCCGGGGACCCCCCGCCCGCCGGCAGAGCCAUGAAGCUGCAGGCGGUGAUGGAGAACCUGCAGCGGCAGCAGCGCGCACGGCUGCAGCAGGCGCUGGAAGCACGGCAGCAGGAGCAGCAGCAGCAGCAGCAGCCUCCGCGCUGCACGUCCCCACCAGCGCAGCCCUCGCAGCCCCCGGGGCAGCCCCCUGCCAGCAGCCGGGGCCGCGGGCAGGAUCCGGCCCCGGCGCCCUCGGAGGAGGGAGCGGAGCCCGAGAGCGCGCACAUCCAGCGGGCACAGAUGGCCGCCCUCGCUGCCAUGCGGGCGGCCGCUGCCGGCCUCAGCCACUCGCCCAGCCCGGGGCUGUCGGAUGAGAGCCAAGGCUCCGAGGAGGAGGAAGAGGAGGAGCGCGGCGAGGAGGAGGAAGAUGGCGGCGGGUACCAGCAGGAGAUGGGCUCUGAGGAGGAGGAGGACCUAAAGGGCAAAUGGGAUGAAGAUGACUUUGAAGAGGACCUGGGUGAGGAGGAAGAGGAAGAAGAGGAGGAGGAGGAAGAGGAAGACUAUGAGGAAGAAGAAGACAUGGGAGAGGAAGGGCUCAGCUCAGCAGGGGCGGUGCGGGCGGGUGCGGGAUCCCUGCUGCUCCGCAAGCCCCCAGCACCCCAGCACUACCGGGGGGAGCCAGCACGGCUGCCAGGGGGACAGGAGCGGCUCCCCCCCGGCCUGGGCCACGCUCAGCCCCCACCACCAGCACCUGACCACGGCGACUGGACCUACGAGGAGCAGUUCAAGCAGCUGUACGAGCUGGAUGGUGACCCCAGGAGGAAGGAGUUCCUGGAUGACCUCUUCAGCUUCAUGCAGAAGCGAGGGACCCCCGUGAACCGGAUCCCCAUCAUGGCCAAGCAGGUGCUGGACCUGUACAUGCUGUACACACUGGUGACCGAGAAGGGGGGUCUGGUGGAGGUCAUCAACAAGAAGCUGUGGCGGGAGAUCACCAAGGGGCUGAGCCUGCCCACCUCCAUCACCAGCGCGGCCUUCACCCUGCGCACCCAGUACAUGAAGUACCUGUACCCCUACGAGUGUGAGAAGCGCGGGCUGAGCAACCCCAACGAGCUGCAGGCGGCCAUCGACAGCAACCGGCGGGAGGGCCGGCGGCAGGGCUUCGGCGGCUCCCUCUUCGCCUACUCGCCCGGCGGCACCCACGGCCUCCUCUCCUCGCCCAAGCUGCCGGUGCCGGCGCUGGGGUUGGCCUCUGCCACCAACGGCGGGGCCAUCACGCCAGGCCAGAAGAUCAAGAAAGAGGAGGACUCUCCCAUCCCCAUCUCCAUGCCCAGCCGGCUCCCGGUCUCCCUGGCCGGACACCCGGUGGUGGCGGCGCAGGCGGCCGCGGUGCAGGUGGCGGCGGCCGCCCAGGCCGCGGCGCUGGAGCAGCUGCGGGAGAAGCUGGAGUCGGGGGAGCCCCCGGAGAAGAAGCUGGCGCUGGUGACGGACGAGCAGCAGCGGCUGAUGCAGCGGGCGCUGCAGCAGAACCUCCUGGCCAUGACGGCCCAGCUGCCCAUGAGCAUCCGCAUCAACAGCCAGGGCACGCGCUCGCCAGAGAACCGCCCGGACGCCGCUGCCGCCAGCAGCAACGGCACCAACAGCAUCAGCAUGUCCGUGGAGAUCAACGGCAUCGUCUACACAGGUGUGCUGUUCGCCCAGACGCCCGGCCCUUCCUCCUCUUCCUCCUCCUCCUCCUCCUCUGCCUACAGCAAAGGCAACGGUGGCAGCAGCCGGAGCAGCGGCGCUGGGAACGCGCCCCCCGGCCCGGCCGGCCUGGCCGUGCCCCCCAGCUCUACCUCCAACAGCGCUUCGCCUUAACGCCCCCGAGCCACGGGGCACCGGGGCUCACCGGGGCUCACCGGGGCUCACCAUGGGCUCACCGGGGCUCACCGGGGCUCACCGGGGGCUCACC
Taeniopygia guttata (zebra finch) is the source of this 2525-nucleotide messenger RNA. It is a transcript of the gene ARID3A, whose product is annotated as AT-rich interaction domain 3A. Gene Ontology annotation, cellular component: nucleus. Gene Ontology annotation, biological process: regulation of transcription by RNA polymerase II. The record is from RefSeq and is a predicted model, not a curated record. NCBI's taxonomy places the organism in Eukaryota, Metazoa, Chordata, Aves, Passeriformes, Estrildidae. Gene Ontology annotation, molecular function: DNA binding.